CCGGCAGUCUGGCUGCAGCAUGAGCCGGCGCGCGGCAGGAGGCUGUGAGGGUUGUUGAAGAUGUCAGAUAGUCUGGAUAUUGAAGAGAAACCUCCAGCUCCUCCAUUGAGAAUGAACAGCAACAACCGCGAUUCUUCGACACUCAACCACGGCUCCAAACCUCUGCCCAUGGCCCCUGAAGAGAAGAACAAGAAGGCCCGGCUGCGCUCCAUCUUUCCAGGAGGAGGGGAUAAAACCAAUAAGAAGAAAGAGAAAGAACGCCCUGAAAUCUCUCUUCCUUCUGACUUCGAACACACCAUCCAUGUGGGGUUUGAUGCCGUCACUGGGGAGUUCACAGGGAUUCCAGAGCAGUGGGCCAGGUUAUUACAGACGUCAAACAUAACGAAACUGGAACAGAAGAAGAACCCGCAGGCCGUUCUGGAUGUCCUCAAAUUCUACGAUUCCAAAGAGACCGCAAACAACCAGAAAUAUAUGAGCUUUACAUCAGGAGAUAAGAGCGCCCACGGAUACAUAGCAGCCCAUCCUUCGAGCACAAAAACAGCAUCGGAACCCCCUCUAGCUCCCCCCGUGUCGGAAGAAGAGGAUGAGGAAGAUGAAGAGGAAGAAGACGAUAACGAACCUCCGCCUGUAAUUGCCCCACGUCCAGAACAUACGAAAUCAAUUUACACACGCUCUGUAAUUGAACCUGUUGCGGCUCCAGCGCCAGCAAAAGAACCUACCACUCCCCAGCCUGAAAACUCCAACACAAACACUUUGUACAGGAACACAGACCGGCAACGGAAAAAAUCCAAGAUGACGGAUGAGGAAAUCCUAGAGAAAUUGCGAAGCAUUGUGAGCGUAGGAGACCCUAAGAAGAAAUACACACGAUUUGAGAAAAUCGGUCAGGGGGCUUCGGGUACAGUUUACACAGCGAUAGACAUUGCCACAGGCCAAGAGGUGGCCAUAAAACAAAUGAAUCUGCAGCAGCAGCCCAAAAAGGAAUUAAUAAUUAAUGAAAUCCUGGUCAUGAGGGAAAAUAAGAAUUCCAACAUCGUCAACUAUUUAGACAGUUAUCUUGUAGGUGAUGAACUUUGGGUAGUAAUGGAAUACUUGGCUGGGGGAUCUUUGACGGACGUUGUUACAGAAACCUGUAUGGAUGAAGGACAGAUAGCUGCUGUGUGUAGGGAGUGCCUGCAAGCACUGGAUUUCUUGCAUUCAAACCAAGUGAUCCAUAGAGACAUCAAGAGCGACAACAUUCUUCUCGGGAUGGACGGAUCUGUCAAACUCACUGACUUUGGCUUCUGUGCUCAAAUCACUCCUGAGCAGAGUAAACGGAGCACAAUGGUGGGAACGCCUUACUGGAUGGCACCGGAAGUGGUAACGAGGAAAGCCUACGGCCCCAAAGUGGACAUCUGGUCUUUAGGGAUCAUGGCAAUAGAAAUGGUGGAAGGAGAGCCUCCAUAUCUCAAUGAAAAUCCUCUCAGGGCCUUGUAUUUGAUAGCUACAAACGGGACGCCAGAGCUCCAGAAUCCCGAGAGACUCUCAGCUGUUUUCCGAGACUUCCUGAAUCGCUGUCUCGAGAUGGAUGUUGACAGGCGAGGGUCUGCCAAGGAGCUGUUGCAGCAUCCGUUUUUAAAAUUGGCCAAGCCGCUCUCCAGCCUGACUCCAUUGAUCAUCGCUGCAAAGGAGGCUAUAAAGAACAGUAGUCGCUAGCCCUCGGAGUAGCACGUGCCC
Messenger RNA from Euleptes europaea (tarantolino), 1713 nucleotides. RefSeq names its product p21 (RAC1) activated kinase 3 (gene PAK3). Gene Ontology annotation, biological process: protein phosphorylation; regulation of actin cytoskeleton organization; regulation of axonogenesis. The coding region runs from base 61 to 1692 and encodes 543 amino acids. Gene Ontology annotation, molecular function: ATP binding; protein serine/threonine kinase activity. Gene Ontology annotation, cellular component: cytoplasm. The record is from RefSeq and is a predicted model, not a curated record. Lineage: Eukaryota; Metazoa; Chordata; Lepidosauria; Squamata; Sphaerodactylidae. The transcript has 15 exons.